This is a messenger RNA of Soboliphyme baturini, 615 nucleotides long. The record is from the annotation of a GenBank genome assembly. NCBI's taxonomy places the organism in Eukaryota, Metazoa, Nematoda, Enoplea, Dioctophymatida, Soboliphymatidae.
AUGUCUGAGCUGACUCGUUUGUGCACCACCGGUUCGGAUGCUGCUGCCCCUGGAACGGAAGCGACUGCAUCCCGCAAUGUUUCUUCGUUGCCUGAAAAGAUUGGCGCUGCUGAAAACACCUCUUACCCUCCGCCCUGGGAAAAUCCUUGGCUGUAUGCGCUUGGGCCACCGAAGCCCCCACCAAAGUAUACAGAAGUUGUCGAGUCGAAGGAAGAGUUUCGAUGGGUGGAACGGCUGUAUCCGAUUAGUGUUAUUCCUCCAGUUCCUCAACACAAAGUUUAUCCUACCCCAUCGGGCUGGGUUCCGCCAAAAGACCCUCCCCCUGAUUUGCCGUAUCUCGUCCGUCGCACCCGUUUUCACACGUUCCCGGUAUAUUUGGAAACCCGAAGGGACAUGUUGGACUUCGAAACUAUGGAAUUCAACUACGUGGAAUUGGUCAUUCUAAAACGCAUUGAAGGCGACGUUUUCGCUUGUGAAAAGGAUCUUGCGACCUUCCUUCAAGCAAAGCUAGGACAUCCGGUUGGUACCCAUGUGAACGAAGCUCAAGGAAAAAUACGAGUCAAAGGAGCUGAUCGGUCAUUAGUUGAGCAGUUUUUGAUUGCCAGUGGAUUUUGA